This is a messenger RNA of Paralichthys olivaceus (Japanese flounder), 1752 nucleotides long. The record is from RefSeq and is a predicted model, not a curated record. NCBI's taxonomy places the organism in Eukaryota, Metazoa, Chordata, Actinopteri, Pleuronectiformes, Paralichthyidae.
UUUGGUUGAUUGUUCGGAGCAGUCCUGAUUAGUUGAAGGGAAGAGAAGCCUUUUUGUUUUGUACCUUUUCUUCUGUUUGUUUAGGCAGGUGACAUCCCUGCAUUUUCUUUUCGUCUCUUUUCGAAGUAGGGAAGUCAGUUUGCUGUUACAGAUUGUUGUCUUUAUUUCGUCUGUGCUCUUCCUGAAGUUUUUGUUUCCUAAUGGAUUUAUAAAAAGAAAUCUCAAUUGUUUGAGCUGCAUAAUCCACGUGGCACUGCCAUUUAAUCAUGUCCUCCUGGUGCUGGUAGUCCUCAUGUUGUGUCUGCUCCUGCACAACACACUGUACAGAGCCUCCACUCAGCCCAAACUCUCAGAUCACUGGAGGAGCCAUGGAAGCGCAGCAAGAGGUCCUGCACUGAAAGUACCAGAGGCAGAUAAAGUCAUCCCUGUCAUCAUCUGCGCAUCAGAGGAGCGAAUGGGUGGAACCAUGGCUACUAUCAACAGCAUCCGCAGCAACACAGAGGCCAGCGUCUUCUUCUAUAUCGUGACCUUCCGAGAUGCUGUGAAACUGACAAGGGAGUACAUUGAGAAGACUAAACUGAAAGGCAUCAGGUAUAAGAUACUGGAAUUUAACCCCAUGGUUCUAAGAGGAAAAGUGAAGCCAGAUUCCUCUCGGCCUGAACUGUUACAUCCACUCAACUUUGUGCGCUUUUACUUACCCCUGCUCGACAUCAACCACAAAAGAGUGAUCUAUUUGGAUGAUGAUGUCAUUGUGCAGGGAAACAUAAAGGAUUUGUUUAACAUCAAACUGAAGCCUGGACACGCUGCGGCUUUCGCCACAGACUGCGACCUGCCCUCCACGCAUGAGAUGGUGCGCAGCAUUGGCAUGCAGACAACCUACAUGGGCUUCCUGGACUACAGGAAACAGGAAGUCAAAGACCUGGCCAUCAACCCCAGAGACUGCUCCUUCAACCCUGGAGUGUUUGUCGCAGACAUCAGCGAGUGGAAGAAGCAAAAGAUCACCAAACAGCUGGAGAGAUGGAUGGAGGAGAACUUCAGGUCAGAUCUGGUGGGAAUAAGGAGUUCGUUAGCAUCAAUGCAGCAGAACCAUUCAUUACAACUGCAGAACAUAUACAGCAGUGCCAUGGCGGGAGGUGUGGCGACCCCACCCAUGCUAAUCGUCUUUCAUGACAAAUUCACAACACUAGAUCCACUGUGGCACGUCAGGCACCUCGGCUGGAGUCCAGAUGCCCGCUAUUCAGAGAGCUUCCUACAGGAGGCACAUCUGCUGCACUGGAACGGCCCAUUCAAACCCUGGAAGUAUCCUGCCGUUCACUUGGAUCUGUGGGAGAGGUGGUUCAUCCCAGACCCCUCCGGACGAUUCUCCUUGAUACGACCUGAUAGCGACAGCUGAGGUCUGUGGAACGUACCAUGUCCGAGCCACAGGGGUGUGGGGCACGAAGUGCGUGAAGUUGACGGCUUCACUGCAGGGAGGGGAAGGAAGGGGUAAUAGAUAACAGACAGUGAAUGUAAUACUGAGGCAUGCUGUUGAAAAUGAAAUGCGGUCAGUUGAACAUUGUAUAAGAAAUUGUGUUUAAGCAACUGGGUGCCCCAUGUAUUGCUAAAGGCAAAAAUUGUGACUUAUCUGGUGUUAAUAGAUAUCAGAUGCAGGAAUGUGUUCCAAGUGAAAAGAUUUUUUUGUCUGUGUCAAAUGUGUUGAGCUGCAGAAAAUGUGCUUCCUUGAUAACUUGAAAUAAAAUCUCAGAAUUCUCA